CCUGAUUCAGUCAUGCGCUGAACCCUUUUGGAUUUCCGUCCGAGAUUCCCGUAAAACUCCCUAAACCCACCCCUAGGAGGCUCCUGUUGCCCAGCUGAAUUUAAAAGAAAAAAACAACAAAAAAGGUCCAGCAGGGUCUGGCUCCGAAAUGAGCCGUGGGAGGACUAGCAGUGGGUGUAGCAUAUAAUCGGGCUGGUCCCAGACGCUGAGCUCAUGAAUAAUGCAUUUGCCAAACUUUCUACGCCGCCCUAACUCUGAGAGUUUUGGGUAACUUUGGAAUAGUCGGAGAGCAGCCGUCUGUCUGGAAAAAUACCCAGCGUUUCAAGAUCUGAAGGAUGGGUAUGUAGAAGGGAAGCGGGGGGAAUACUCUUCCACUCACCCCACCCCACCAUCGCUUGUUUGGCUACCCUUUUAAGAAAGACUGACAGAUCAACAACGUUUGGACCCGGAUCGCUCUCUGUGGAGCCCACCCGGGGAGGGGAGGAAGAGUUAAGUCAGGCCUUGGACUUAGAAGGCGACCAUCCCAGCUGAAAGUUCCAACGUUCUAGUCAGAACGUUCAGCGAAUCCUCAAAGUUCUAAAUCAGAACCUUCGCGUACGGCCCCCCACAGCGCUCCGACCCCUCUUCGGAAUUCAGGGCAGCUAGACUAAGCCCUCCCCUCUCUUUCCUCCCGUGACAGUCGCGGCUGCAGAAUUUUUCCCAUUCGUCCUUUAAAGGAGCUGCUUUCCUGGGAGUGGGGUGGGGGGCGAGUUGUAGGAAAUCUCUGAAGUUGCACAGGCGACGAGAGAAGGGGAGGGAGGAAACAAAAAAGUUGCACAACUUUCCUUCGGGAUCUGACUGGGACGUGCUUCAUCUGUUCUUGGUGAUCCUGCGAGAUAUAGUUUGGGGAGAGGAUUCGGACGGCUGUUGCGGAUUUGCAGCUUGAGCUGCGGGGCCUUUCGAGGUAAAUAAAAAGCAGGGAGAAGUUUUGCUUUAAGAACUGGUUUGAGGAGUUUUUCGUUUGCCGUGAGCUGGCUCUGUCUCGUUGCUUUCGCCUCUCAAGCCUAAAUAACUGGGCAAGAAGGUUGGAAGUCGGUAAGAGAGCUUUCGAGGGUGAGAUUCAGGCCUGCUCACGUUGAUUCGCCCUGGACUUUGUACCUUCCUUCCUUCCCUCCUCGCGAGGUGCUUCUUGGCAUAAAACUUUAGUGGCUGCAAGGUGGGAAAAAUGAACCCUGCUUCCGUCCCUCCCCCGCCGGGCCAGCAAGUGAUCCAUGUCACCCAAGAUCUGGACACGGACCUCGAGGCCCUCUUUAACUCGGUCAUGAACCCCAGGCCCACCCUCAGCUCCUGGAGGAACAAGAAUCUGCCCGAAUCUUUUUUCAAGGAGCCCGACUCGGGAUCUCACUCCCGACAAUCCAGCACCGACUCGGGCAGUCACCCGCCCCGGCUCAGCAACGCCGCCGCCGUCGGGGUGCAUCACGUCCGCUCGCAUUCUUCGCCCGCCUCCCUCCAGUUGGGCGCCGGGACGGGAGCCACCGCGAGCCCGGCUCAGCAGCACGCUCACCUCCGCCAGCAGUCCUACGACGUGACGGACGAGCUGCCGCUCCCUCCCGGCUGGGAGAUGGCGCUCACGCACACGGGCCAGAGAUACUUCCUCAACCAUAUAGAGCAAAUUACAACAUGGCAAGAUCCUCGAAAGACUAUGACCCAGCCACUGAAUCAUAUGAGCCAUCAUCCUUCAGCCGCUUCUACCCCAGUAUCACAACGAUCAAUGGCAAUGUCGCAGCCCAACCUUGUAAUGAAUCACCAACACCAGCCGCAAAUGACGUCCAGUACGACUUUAUCCCAGCCGAACCACCCUACCCCAAACCCUCAGGCUGGCUUAUUGAACAUGCCAAAUGCAUUGACAUCCCAGCAACAGCAACAACAGAAGCUGAGACUUCAGAGGAUCCAGAUGGAAAGAGAGAGAAUCCGUAUGCGGCAAGAGGAACUGAUGCGCCAGGAAGCUGAUUUGUACAGACAACUUCCUAUGGAUUCUGAGAGCCUGGCUCCAGUUCAGACUGCUGUGAGCACACCUAACAUGACACAAGACAUGAGAUCUAUAACAAAUAAUGGGUCGGAUCCCUUCCUGAACAGUGGGCCAUACCAUUCCAGGGAGCAGAGCACAGACAGUGGCCUAGGCUUAGGAUGUUACAGCAUACCAACUACCCCUGAAGACUUCCUCAGCAAUGUAGAUGAGAUGGAUACAGGAGAUAAUGUAGCUCAGACUGCCAUGAAUAUCAACCCUCCGCAAUCCCGUUUCCUUGACUUCCUUGACUGUCUUCCAGGAACAAAUGUUGAUCUAGGGACAUUGGAGUCUGAAGAUCUGAUCCCCAUUCUCAACGAUGUGGAGUCAGUCCUCAACAAAAAUGAGCCCUUUCAUACCUGGCUGUAAUUUGUACUUGGCAGCAGCAUUUCCUUUCACUCAAAAGUGAAGGCAGAACAUACUUAAGAUCCUCAGCUAGCGACCCUCAAUGCAUUACUGACUUUUGCCAGACUUGUUUUGUAUCAGUGAAUCUUUGCCUAGAUCUCACUGACAAGUAUGAAAUAUGCAAAUAUAUAUAUAAAAAUAUAGAGAGAUAACUAUUUUUAAGAAGUAGAACUACUUAUACAUAUCUAUAACUAUUCCUCUAUAGUUACAUUGAAAUGUUUUGAAAACAUGAGAGCUUACUCUCUUUUUAACUUUUUGCACCUAUCUGCUCUUUUGCUCAUUGGUUACACAUAAUUUUAAUUAACCAAAGAGAGAGAGAGAGAGAGAACUGAUCGCAAAGCUUUAGACUGCAGAAUUCAGCUUGCUUCCAAAACCAUGAACAUAAUAAAGUUGAUUGCAGUUCUGCAGUUGUAUUUAUGACAACUGUACCAGAUUCUUGUUUUUACACAGACACAGACACA
Molecule: messenger RNA, 2910 nt
Organism: Pogona vitticeps (central bearded dragon)
Lineage: Eukaryota; Metazoa; Chordata; Lepidosauria; Squamata; Agamidae
Gene: WWTR1
Product: WW domain containing transcription regulator 1
Biological process (GO): hippo signaling; positive regulation of transcription by RNA polymerase II
Cellular component (GO): nucleus; cytoplasm
Molecular function (GO): protein binding; transcription coactivator activity
Source: RefSeq, a predicted model, not a curated record